AGAGAGACCGCUGGAGAUAUUUCAGCAAGCAGGAGAAAUAGACAAGUCCAGCUCGAAGCGUGAAGACGUGUCGGAGUUUCUGCCUUCAGCAUUGGUUUAUUUUAGGCAAUUGCGGGAAAGAGCAAGGCGGGCCCCCCGCGUCACAGCAGCUCGAACGCGCUUUCCAAAUCGCGUGUCUUCGCGACGCAUCAGCUUGUCCUUUGACUAUACAUAUUCUUCCCAACUUUUGUACAUCACCACGACCGCAGCCCAUGCCUCGAACGCGCAAUCGCGCCAGUGCUGCGCAGGAGAAGCUCGUUGUCGAAGAGCCCGUUGUCGAAGAAGUCCCUGCUGAAGAGGAGGAAGAUGAGCAUCAGAGCAUCGAGGGUGCCCCGAGGCCACUGGACUUCAACGAAUCCCUGACAUGGCGCGCCGGGAAGCCUAUCGUCGUCGCAGAGCUACUACGUCGCCUGAGGACUCUACACGGUGAACUGGCUGAGCUGGACCAGGAAGAUGCCCACCGCGACUCUCUUGUACCAGUCGCACAAGAGCUGGCCCACAGGAACCUGCUCGAGCAUCGUGAUCGCGGUGUUAAGGCCUGGACCGCGCUAUGUAUCGUUGAGAUGUUCAAGUUACUGGCCCCUGAUGCCCCAUUCAAGGCUGCUCAAUUGAACCAAAUCUUCUCCCUUAUCAUUACACAAGUCCUACCUUCCCUCGGCAACCCUCAGGACCCAUACAACGAACAGCACUUGUCCAUCAUCCGCUCAUUGGAUGAGGUGAAGAGUAUUGUUCUACUCACCGACAUUCCUGGAGCCGACAGCCUACUAUACAAGCUGUUCACAGGUGCUUUUGACAUCUUCGCAGACACGUCAAAGAACGACAAAGCCGAAGAGCUGGGCAAGAACGUCGAACACCAUGUCACCAGUCUGCUCGUCACUGUUGUUGAUGAGAGUCCCUCGCUACCUAAUGAUGUUGUUGACAUUAUCCUGGCGCAAUUCCUCCGCCUUGAUCCCACCACCUUCCCGCUUCAGCUUAACAAGUCUACUCGCGAGUCCUCGCGCCCCUUCCAUCUCCAAUUGCCUCCCCCGGCUUACAAUAUGGCCAAGAAUAUCUGUAGCUCGUGUCCCGACAAGAUGUCUCGCAUGGUUGCCCACUACUUCAACUCAAUUAUCGCAGACCUCUCGGAUGGUCUCGACGGUUCAAGUUCGCGCAAGUCAACAUCACGACGUCGUUCUGGUGCUGACGACGAGGAUGAUGAGGAAGAAGACAAUGAUCGUGAUGCUCCACCUGCUGGUCCGUCUGCAGAAGAGCUCAAAUCAUUGGAGAAAGCACACAGGCUGCUGCGCGAGCUGUGGAGGUCUGCCGCUUUGGUCAUACAGAACAUUGUUCCUCAAAUCGAGUCUGAGCUUGGUGCUGAGAACAUCGACAUAAGAUUCCUGGCCACUGAGACAGUUGGCGACUUAAUAUCUGGCAUCGGCGCGGCAGGCCCACCCGCUCCUGUAGCUCUCGACCCGGCAGCAUACCCUUCUCAGAGCAUUGAUCCGCCUUCAGCCUAUUCCAAGACCUACAACUUCCUCACCACUCCCGCCGCUCCUCACGCCUUUUCCUCUGUUCACUCUUCCACCUACCAAGCCUUUCUCAACCGACGCAACGACAAAUCACCAAAAGUCCGUUCAAUCUGGGUGACUUGUGUAGGUCGCAUUCUGGCCACCUCCGCUGGUGGUGUUGGUCUCGACCCAAAGGAGGAAAGUGCUAUACUCAGGUACAUCUCUGACAUGCUUGUGGACAACGACGAGCACGUUCGUCUCGCUGCAGUUCAAGCCAUUGGUCGCUGCGAUUUCGAGACGAUCGUCCAACGUAUAGGCGCAAGCGGCAGCGUCAAUACUCCCGAUUCGGUACUUUCAAACCUGGCCGACAGAAUCAAGGACCGUAAGCACAGUGUCCGUGCCGAGGCUAUGUCUCUGCUUGGUCGCAUUUGGGGUGUUGCUGCAGGUGCUAUCACUGAAGGGAACGAGAGAGUCCGUAUGCUUCUUGGUGCAAUUCCUUCACGUAUUUUUGAUGCUAUCUACAUCAAUGACCGCGAGAUCACUGCGUUGGUACAACAAGUCCUCUACGACUCCCUCUUACCACUGAGCUAUCCUCCAAUCAAGGCCAAGUCUACGACGAACGGCGAUUCGCAGCGUGUCAAGGACAGUCAAGUUCCGGCUUCGCAAGCUGAGAAAGCACCUUCACCGGAUGCCAUUCGCGCUGAGCGUAUUCUGGUGCUGGUUCGAGACCUCGAGCAGAAGGCCAAGACUGUCUUCUUCACUUUCCAGUCCAGACAGACCAAGAUGGCGCAAUACUUGGAAGCGUUCUUGAAGCGCUGCGAAGACUACAAUGGAGGCGUCAAUGCAAAGAACGGCAAAGAGGGCAGUGGCUCGCUUGCCAAGUUGAUUGAGUUCUUUGCGCGAGAGCGUCCCGAACCUCUUGUAGCCAACGAACACCUCUGGAAAUUUGCUAAGAAGCAUAAUAGAAGAUGUUAUCAGUUGAUCAGAUUCGCAACAAAUCCCGACAGCGAGUACAAGAAGGUUAACAACGCCAUUAAGGAAUUGACGAAAGGCAUCGAAAGUCCGGCAAUCUUGACGACGAUAUUGCCUAUCAUCUAUCAGGCCAGUGUACUGGUUUACAGCAAGAGUCACGUCCCUACGAUUGUCGAUAUUUCUCGUACGGAGGUCAGGGGUCUUGGUUCACCAGCGCAUGAGGUGCUUAGAGAGAUCUCAACCCACAACCCCGAGGUCUUCAAGGCACACGUACGUAGCCUGUGCGCCACGCUUCAGGAGCAAGUGCCAUCGAAAGAUAGACCUACCGAUUCUGGUGUGGUCGAGACUCUGAAGGCGUGUGCCGGUUUCGCGCAGAGAUUCCCUGCGGAGAUUCCUCGCGAUCGUGCCUUCUUGCAAGCCAUGGUUCAGUUUGCCCUCCACGGGAAUCCGCCCAUAGCCGCGAAACACGCCGUUUCCGUCGUCGUUGCUGCUGACGAGAAGAAGGACAUGUACGUCAAAGACAUUGUCACCAAGUGUGUACAAGGCUUCGAAUAUGGCGAAGAUGGUUAUCUUUCAAAGCUGGCAGCGCUCAGUCAACUCAUGCUCCUGUCAGCAAAGGACACUGAAGACGAACAUGAUAACAUUAUGGAAAUCGCGAUUCAGAAAGUCCUGCUGCAAGUCCGAACCAAAGCCAAGCCAGACGAUGUUGAAUGGCAAGAAGAACCGGAUGACGAGUGCGAAGCCAAGAUCUGGGCCCUCAAGAUCUUAGCAAACAGACUUAGAUCCUACGCGAUGUCUGUACCUGACAGUGAGAUGGAGACUGUAGUCAAGGAGCAGGCAGUGCCGGUGUUCAAGCUGUUGCAACGCAUUGUUGAUAAGGAUGGCGAGCUGUCCAAGACUCAGAACGAAACCCCCAAGCCUCACAGAGCACGCCUGCGAUUGAACGCAGCUAUUCUGCUGCUUAAGUUGUGCAGUGCACACAAACGUUUCGACGCACUGAUGGAGCCCAAGCAAUUCAACCGUCUCAUCGUCAUCGCCCAGGAUGCACUACCCGAGGUUCGAGAGGCUUUCGUAGAUGCCAUCAAGAAGUAUCUUGGUCAAGGCAGACUGCCCCACCGUUUCUAUACUCUGGUGUUCGUCUACGCUUUCGAGCCAAACGGAGUCAUCAAGAACGCAACAUCAACAUGGCUGAAGGGGCGCGCAGCAACAUUUGCUAAAGCUAACGAAACCGUCAUGGAGGCCACAUUCGCACGCUUCAUCAGUCUUCUCGCUCACCACCCCGACUUCUCAACAGAAUUGAAAGACUUGAAGGACUCUGUUGACUACAUGAUGUUCUACCUGAAGGCUGUUGCAACCCCGACCAACAUCACCCUGAUCUACCACAUCGCUCAAAGAAUGAAAUCCGUUAAGGACGGCAUUGAUGAGACCAAGAGUGAAAACUUGUAUUGUCUGUCUGACAUCGCGCAAGCUGUCAUCCGCAGAUACCAAGAACUGCAAGGUUGGUCACUGUCGGUAUGGUCUGGAAAGCUUCGUCUACCUGUUGGUCUCUUUGCCGCUCUGCCCAGCCAUGCGAUCGCCCAACAGAUCGCCGAGAAACAAUAUGCACUAGAGGAGUUGAUGGAACAAAUCGAAGACCUAGUCAGAGACCGCCUGCGUACCAAGAAGCGCAAGUCUGAGGGCACAAACACACAGGCCAAGAAGCGCGCCAGAGCUAGCGAAGGCAAGGCGGCCAAAUCGACCUCGAGCAAGAAGAUCAAGAGCGUCAAGACGCCGAAGAAAAAGAGCUCAAAUGCUGCCUCAGUACCUGCCAGCGAGAUCCGUCGCAGUUCUCGCAAGUCUGGCGCGAAAAGCUACCUCGAGAACAGCGACAGUGAUGAAGCAGACGGUCCUGACGAUGCCGAAGAAGACGAUAGCGACGACGACGAAAGCGACGCAGAGGACCAAGAGCAGGAUGAGGAAAUGGAGGAUGCCGAGAAGCAGGAACCAGAGGCAGUCGUAGGAAGCGAAGAACCAGAACAAGAGGCUGCUGAGCCAGAAGAGGAAGAAGCAGUCGAGCCAGAGGAGGAACCAUCACCAGUACCCACCAAGAAACGAGGAGGUCGUACUGCUGCCGCAACCAAAGCCAAAAAGGCAGCCAAACCCGCCACAGCUCCCACAAGAUCGAGCCGGAGAAAGAGAAAUGGUGCUGCUAAGGGCAGUGAUUCCGAACUGAGUGAUGCACCAUCAGAUAUGGAGUAGUAUGUCCUAGUAUGAACAUGGGAUGGGGCCCAUCGCGUGCCUUUCACUCUUCCUGUAUUUGCUUAAAAAACAACCAACAUCGAGUAACUACUAUGGCUAUUUUCAUCACACAUGCAUACUUUUAUAGCGAAUGGCGUUUUCUUUUGUGUUUUCCACCCUUUUCCGUUCAUCCACAAGUUCAAUUUGUUUCUAAUAUCAGUCUCGUUCGUGUAUAGCAGCAAAGCAAUCAGUACG
Messenger RNA from Aureobasidium pullulans EXF-150, 4970 nucleotides. RefSeq lists its product as uncharacterized. The record is from RefSeq and is a predicted model, not a curated record. Gene Ontology annotation, cellular component: nucleus; chromatin. Bases 252 to 4736 code for a protein of 1494 amino acids. The transcript has a single exon. Lineage: Eukaryota; Fungi; Ascomycota; Dothideomycetes; Dothideales; Saccotheciaceae. Gene Ontology annotation, biological process: DNA repair; mitotic sister chromatid cohesion.